CGGACGGCCAUGUUUCCGAAACACAAACAACAAGAAGAGCAGCGACUAGGAGCCAGCAGACACAUACUGAUACGCAGCAGCGACCGUUGGAGGAGAGGGGAAAAAUAAUAAAUAAAAUACAGAGCACGACUUUCUGAAAGUACGAUUCUGUCGAAUGAAUACGUUUACAGUGUUUAAGAGACCAAUGCAUACGAGAUAUUGGCAGUAGACACACCGUACCGACAACCAGUCUGGUAACGUUAGCUAUAAACAGUGAAGUGGUGCUAAGGGAGGAGGACAGGAAAUAAAGGAGUCACCUGGAGGGUCUCCGUCAAUCAACAUUUCAGUUGGAGCGAGAGAGAAAAAGGGACGGAGGGAGAGAGAAAAGAAAAGAGGAGUGCGAGUCGCGUCUGCUCUUGGCAGCUGUUCCAGCAGCCUGUUUCAGUGUUCUGGCUGUUAUCUCGUUCCUGCGUUACCUUUUUUGAUGAAUCAACUCAUAUUUUUAACUUUAAUGUGAGCUAUAACUGCUGUAAAAACAGAAAAGAAGAAAGAAAACAUUAUUACUAGCAAGAGUGUUUUAUUUUGUUCCAUUGUUAAUUUCCAAGUUUUUUUUCGUUUUUUUCUUUGUUUACCUACCAUUUUUUCGGCUGUGAGUAGCAGGAGAUUCCACUCUCCAAACUAUAGUCGAACCCCCUUCCUUAUCUAGUUAGGACCUGAUAUUCCUCAAGCACCUGCAACUGGCAGCUAUUCUCUUUGUGUCUGUGUGUUUGGGGAGCUCUGUGACCACAGCUUAAGCACCACUCAGCCUUUUAGUCACCUAAGCCUAACUAAAGCCAGCCAGCUCUAGCCUGGUCCAGCACAGUCCAGCCUGCUCCGAUCAUCUGGACAGGAUACUCAGUUCUGUGUGGACGUGAGGAAUAUGACUGCUGAGACUCUUAACUUCGGCCCAGAAUGGCUCCGUGCACUGUCCAGUGGGGGGAGUGUGACGUCCCCCCCUCCUUCCCCCGCCAUGCCAAAGUACAAGCUGGCCGAGUAUCGCUACGGCCGAGAGGAGAUGUUAGCACUUUAUAUCAAAGACAACAAGGUCCCAGAGGACAUGCAGGAUAAGGAGUUUGCUGCUAUUCUGCAAGAUGAGCCCAUGCAGCCACUGGCACUGGUGCCUCUCACUGAGGAGGAGCAGAGGAACUUCUCCAUGUCUGUGAACAGUGUGGCGGUGCUAAGGCUCAUGGGAAAAGGGGUGGGCGCCACCGCCCCAGCUGGAGUGGUCCGAGGACGAGGGGCCCCGCGAGGUGGUCGAGGACGAGGUCGCGGUGAAGGUGGAUUUUACCAAAGAAGUAUUGAAGAACCGGAGGUGGGUUUUGGACGCGGCGUCCGAGAGAUUCAUCGCAGCCAGAGCUGGGAUGACCGGGGUGAGCGUAGAUUUGAGAAGCCGGUCCGGCGGGAGGUCGGGCGUCCCGGCUUUGAAGAGCCUGUAGUGCCUGUGGUUCCAGGACGGAAGGAUUUCACAAGGGCUGACAGCGAUAACUGGCGCAUCCUCCGGGAGGAGCAGCAGGAGGAGGAGGAUGCGGCGGCGGGGGCAGGGGCUGGUGCUGGGGCUGGGGUGGUGGUGGUGGAGCCGGGAACCAACUGGAGACUUGCAGGAGUCCGCAGGGAUGAUGGGGGUCCUCGCUCAGCAGGCUGGCGGGAACACACCGGUCCCGGCGAGGGUCGUCGUCGGAAGUUUGAUUUCGAUUUCAGGGACGCCGAUGGCCAUGGUGGUGGCCGCCGGCGUGAGGGACUGGACGACGGAGACGGCCUGCCUGAGUGGUGCACAGACGAGGAAGACGGGGAGAUGGGCACGUUUGACUCCUCUGGAGCUUUCAUGGCUUUGAAGAAGGGUGACAAGGACACAAUCCUGGAGGAGGAGUUUGAUUUUAAGGGGAUAGAGGACGAGGAAGACGAGGAGUGCUACGCUGACAUCGAGAGGAACAGUGCUGAAGAAGACAAGGAGAGUAAAGAAGCUGGCUCUGCUGUAAGGGACUGCGAGACAAAGCCAGCUUCACCCUCAUCCUCUCCUCCAGCACUGCAACACUGUACCCCCCCCUCUGUGGAGCAUCGGCCCAGCAACGCAGGCCUGUUGGUGGACAAUCCUCAGCUGAACAACAGCCACCCUGUCAAAGCCAGCAGCGCGGCCAGUGAAGGUACCCCCUAUUUCACGUCAGAAGCAACAGACCGAUGGAUUCAGUUAGCAGCUCUCUUAGACAUGGCUCCUGUAGGGGUCUCUAAGAGCCAGCUGAGCCCCAGCGCCCCCCCUUCGUCACGUAUGCCUCCUCCACCUCCUUCCUCUGCUGCUCCUCUCCACCCUCCACCUGGAGGGGACGCAGAGGACGAUGAGGGCAUGAAGCACCUGCAGCAGGAGGCAGAGAAGAUGGUGGCGUCACUGCAGGACACUUCUCUGGAGGAGGAGUGCUUCACCCAGGCUCUGCAGCAGCAACAGGAGUGCAGGAACACAGCCGCCGCUCUGCCGCUGUCACACGAGGCCGCCAUGAAGUGGUUCUACAAGGACCCACAGGGAGAGAUCCAGGGUCCCUUCACCACGGUGGAGAUGUGCGAGUGGUUCCAGGCCGGCUACUUCACCAUGACCCUGCUGGUGAAGCGUGGCUGCGACGAGGGCUUCCAACCCCUGGGAGAUGUCAUCAAAAUGUGGGGCCGCGUGCCCUUCGCCCCAGGGCCCUCCCCUCCGCCCCUGCUGGUGAGACAGCCACCACCGACGCAGCGCCCGCAGCCCACCCGGGGGUCCGCCGGGACUGUGAGUCAGAGCUCUGCCAACGUAGAAGAUGGGGAGGGGAGGAUGCAGAGGAGAGGGAAGCUUGAUAGACAGGUUACGGGGAACCUGGACCAGGACCGCCUGAAAAAGCAACAGGAGCUGGCGGCAGCAGCAGCUCUCUAUCAGCAGCUCCAACAGCAGCAGCUAUUCCAGCUCAUUAAUAGGUGCAGUGAGCAGGGUAUGAUGCCUUCGAUGAACAGGUCGAUGUCAGUGCCAGAUACAGGGUCCAUGUGGGACAUGCAUACCUCAGCUUCACAGCCGUCAGGCGGUGAAGCCAGUCUUUGGGACAUAACAAUGAAUCCUUCUACUCAGGGUCCAACUCUCGAACAGCUUCAAAAGGUGGCUUCAGUUCUCCAGCAGGAGAGGAGAGACGCUGAACUCAGGGCGAAGCGUGAAGAGGAGGAGCAGCGUAAGAGGAGGGAGGAGAAGAGGAGGCUUCAGGAGGAGCAGAAGAGGAGGGAGGAAGAGGAGCUCUUCAGACGCAAGCAGUGUCGUCAGCAGCAAGAGCUGAUCAUGAAGUUGCUGCAGCAGACUCCCCAGCAGCAGGGUCCUGGGGCAGGCAGCUCAGGCUGGAGCGGGGCCCCCUCCUCAGGGCUCUCCAAGGCAGGAAAGCCCCCUGCUCUGGCUCUGCUGGAGAUGCAGCAGGAGGCAGAGAGGCUCCUGAAGCAGCAGCAGCAGCAACAGAGAGCCCAGCAGCAGAGAGAGCGCCUCUCUGGCAUGUCGAUGGGGAGCUCCUCCAUGGGCGGGCAGUGGGCGGAUGGUGUUGGCAUGUGGGGCGGGCCUGGAGGGAUGGAGGGCAAGAGCAGCAGUGGAAGCUCUUCAGGCAGCAUGGGCAUGUGGGACGAGGCUGUGAAGAACCAAGCCAGCCUGCGUGGCAACAGCAACAACAACAUGGGCCUGAAGAACAGCCGCAGCAGCCCCUCACUCAGUGAUCAGUACAUGAUGCGUAGGAAGCGGACUGAGGACGAGGACAAGCUGCUGAAGCUGCUGCAGGGCAUGAAGCCUCAGGACGGCUUCACUACCUGGUGUGAACAGAUGCUGCACGCUCUCAACACCUCUGCCAACAACUCCUCCUCCUCACUGGAUGUUUCCACAAUUGUGGCCUACCUGAAGGAGGUGGAGUCUCCCUAUGCAGUGCUGGAGUUCAUCCGGUCCUACCUAGGGGACACAGUGGAAGCCAAAGAGUUCGCCAAACAGUUCCUGGAGCGACGUGCCAAACAGAAAGCCAACCAACAGAGACAGCAGCAGCAGUUAUCAAAGGAAGUGGCUGGAUUGAACAUGAACUUCCCUCUGCAGGACUCAAUGCGAGGAAUGAAUCCAAGCACCCUGCAGUCCAUGUUUCAAGCCAACCACAUGGGCAAGUCUGGUCUCUAUGACAACCAGGGAGGGAAGAUGAAGAAGAAACAGCCCAUGAUGCUGCACCCUGACCCCAGCAUCUUGGGGUAUUCAUUCCACAACGCGAGCGAGUGUCUGAGCCUGAAUGAGAUGGAGAUGGUGGAGGAUUACUGAUGUGACGCAGCGCAGCAGCAAUAGCUACCUGAGGCCUUCUGUCUUUUAAUCAGACAAACCUGAUGACGAAUGUGCACUGCUGGGGGAACU
This is a messenger RNA of Trematomus bernacchii (emerald rockcod), 4384 nucleotides long. RefSeq names its product GRB10 interacting GYF protein 1a (gene gigyf1a). Gene Ontology annotation, biological process: insulin-like growth factor receptor signaling pathway. The record is from RefSeq and is a predicted model, not a curated record. NCBI's taxonomy places the organism in Eukaryota, Metazoa, Chordata, Actinopteri, Perciformes, Nototheniidae. Gene Ontology annotation, molecular function: protein binding.